Musa acuminata AAA Group (dessert banana) is the source of this 1733-nucleotide messenger RNA. RefSeq names its product protein ROOT PRIMORDIUM DEFECTIVE 1-like. The transcript has a single exon. The record is from RefSeq and is a predicted model, not a curated record. Gene Ontology annotation, molecular function: RNA binding. Bases 70 to 1275 code for a protein of 401 amino acids. Lineage: Eukaryota; Viridiplantae; Streptophyta; Magnoliopsida; Zingiberales; Musaceae.
GGUCGGGUUCAGUUUAUUCACACCUCUCGCUCUCUCAGGCACCGCCGCCACUGCUCUGCGCUCGCCACCAUGUCGGGAGGCGCUGCGGCCGCAUGUCUCCCCACCCUUUUCCGCCGCUGCAAGACCACCUCUGCCCAGUACGUGGCCAGUCGAUCCAUGGACCCAACCUUUGAGAAGCUGAUGGAGGGGUACAAGCACUUCCUCAAGGUGCUCGCCGUCCAGGACCUUAUCCUCGCUUCCCCUACCGCUUCCCUCCCUCUCCCCGUCCUCUCCGCCGCCGCCCCCCGCCUUCGCUUAUCACGCGGCGCCGCCCACUUCGUCCGCACAUUCCCCCGCAUCUUCUCCCUCCUCUACGACCCCUCCGCCGCCCAGCCCCUCGUCCGCCUCACCCCCACCGCCGCCCGCAUCGCCUCUGAUGAGUCCGAUGCCGCCUCCGCCUCCGCCCCCGAUGCCGUUGACCGAUUGCGGCGGCUCCUCUGCAUGUCAUCCUCCCGAUCCCUCCCCCUCCGUGCCGUCUUCAGGGUCUGGAGAGAGCUCGGUCUCCCCGACGACUUCGAGGACUCGAUCAUCGCCCGUAACUCCACCAUCUUCGUUCUUCGCACGAACCCUAGGGAAACCAACACCCAUCUCCUCGAGUUCGUCGACCAAUCUCAAACCCCCAAAUUUACCCCGGUGGUGGAUGCUUGGCGGUGCCAGGAGCGGAACCAAGCAGACGAGGCAGAGUUGAAGUUCGCAUUCAAGCAAGGGUUUCCUCCCGGGAUGCGGCUGACCAAAAAUUACCGCGCCAGAGUGAAGGAGUGGCAGCGAUUGCCGUACGCGGGGCCGUACGACGUCGGUGGUGGCGGAAGCGCAAGGUCGAAAGCUGGAAUGCGGGCGCUGGAGAAGAGGGCGGUGGGGAUCGCGCACGAGUUCUUGAGCUUGACGGUGGAGAAGAUGGUGGAGGUAGAGAAGAUUAGCCACUUCAGGAAGUGGUUCGGGGUUGAUCUCAACAUAAGGGACCUGUUCCUGGACCACCCUGGGAUGUUCUACCUCUCGACGAAGGGGAAGCGGCACACGGUGUUCCUCAGGGAGGCUUAUGACAAGGGGAGGUUGAUCGAUCCGAAUCCAAUUUACGAGGCGAGAAGGAGGCUUCUUGAGCUCGUGCUAAUGCGCCGCCGAGGAAUGGGUGCUGAUUCAGCGGGAAGGAGGCCAUCAAGAUCCGAAGAGGACGUAGAAGUUGACAUGGAAGAAGGGUGUUCUUCAGAUUCAGAUACUCGAUAUGAUUUUGGAGAGUAGUGAACACAUCAGAUCUCCCGAAUCUGUGUGAUUAAAUCUGGAUUUUCUGAUGCAUGUUCAUAUCAUGCAAUAUCAUGAAGAGCUUUAAGAGGUUUCCUUCCUCCCAAGUCAAAGCAAAGGAGAGGGAGAGGCCAUGGCGAUGGCACCUUGGUUUCCUGCGGGUAUGGACAGAGGACGAAGCAUUGCUGGCGGAUAUAUGAAAUCUUUGAUUUGAGUGGGCUCUUCCACCGCAUCAGAAAAGUUCCUUCAAGCCCAAAUCCCUGUAAUUACCUGUCCAUAUUUUUUUAUAUAUUAUUUCAAAGGAGGCAAAUGUCCGGUGGAGGAAAAAAAAGGGAGAAGGAGAAGAAGGAAGACGAGAAGAAGUGAUUUGGGCUUAGGGUUUUGGCUCAAUUCCUAUCGAAUUCUUUUUAGGCAAGUGUUCUAACAUCUUUCUAUAGUAAUUUUGAUUCUUGAUUUCA